AUGUAUCCUUUGUGCAUAACAACAAUUGACAAAGAAGUUGUAGCCGGAGGUAGUUUAAUUCAAGGCGACAUUGUCCAAAUGGACGAAGCAGUUCAAAGGUAUAAUUUCGAUACAGAUGAUACCCUUGCCCUUGAUGUUAUUAAUUCAAGCGAACCAAUUGGGGUGUUUGAACUGGACAAGGAUUUGACAAUUUCAAAAACAAAUCAAAGGGAGGGAUUCGAUCAAUGUAGACCCAUUGUGGUUGUGGAUGGAAGCCACUUAAAAUCGUAUUACACUGGGACUUUCGUCUCGGCUAGCACUUUGGAUGGUGCAGGUCAUAUACUUCCACUAGCAUAUGGUAUUAUUGAUUCAGAGAACGAUGCUGCUUGGACGUGGUUCUUUGAGCAAUUUAAGGAAGCAUAUGGGGAGAGGGAAAGCAUGUGCAUCGUUUCAGAUAGGAACGAAAGUAUCAUCAAGUCUGUAUCAAGAGUGUAUCUAACUGUACCACAUUUUGCUUGUAUAUGGCAUCUUUGGAACAACGUAUAUAAGAAAUUCAAAAAGAGUCAUUCAAAGUUGAGCGAGAUAUACUUUUCGAUGGCAAAAGCAUACACACAGGCUGAGUUUGACAGUCUAAUGGAGAAGGUGGAGAAGGUAGAUAUUAGGGUGAAGGAAUACUUGGAGUUAGCUGGAUACGAAAAGUGGGCUAGAUUGUAUGCACCUGUCAACAGGGGAUGGACAAUGAUGUCAAAUAUUGUUGAGUCAAUCAAUGCCGCACUUGUGUCAGUAAGAGAAUUGCCAAUAUACGACCUCCUCGAAGAAGUUAGGAAAAUGUUUGGACGUUGGAAUUGUAGCAAUCGGAAAGAAGUUCUACAGACAUACACAACGUUUGGGAAAAAAUACCAGGAGAUGCUUACCUUAAAUGAGGCAAUGUCUACACGAAUGACUCCAUGGUACAAGGUGGUUCCAUCGACUGAAUAUUUGCAUACGGUGAACGAUGAAGGAAGGCAUUACACCGUAUGCCUCUUAGAGAAAAAAUGCAGUUGUGGGCGGUUCCAAGUCGAUGAAUUAGCGUGCCCACACACUUGGGCUGUCCUGAAGAGCAAUGCAGUGUAUCCUUUGUCGGACCGGAAAGAAUGGAAUAUACCAGCACAUAUAGCAGAUGAAGUUGUAUUACCACCCAAAUGGAAAAGACCUCCUGGAAGACCAAAGAAGAAGCGUGAUAAGCCGUUCAUUGAAUUGCUGCAGAAGAAAAAUCAACAUUCGUGUAGCAUAUGUGGGCAGGAAGGACAUAAUAAGCGUACUUGUAGAAAUACUCCAUGUAGAAAUUAG
Nicotiana tabacum (common tobacco) is the source of this 1308-nucleotide messenger RNA. The record is from RefSeq and is a predicted model, not a curated record. NCBI's taxonomy places the organism in Eukaryota, Viridiplantae, Streptophyta, Magnoliopsida, Solanales, Solanaceae.